This is a messenger RNA of Physella acuta, 2064 nucleotides long. RefSeq lists its product as uncharacterized. Lineage: Eukaryota; Metazoa; Mollusca; Gastropoda; Physidae. The record is from RefSeq and is a predicted model, not a curated record.
AUGCAUGUCCCGACUCGACCAAAGAUCUCACUCGAUGUUUCAACUACAGGCAAACCUCAGGCUGAAUCAGUUUUACAGCGAGCAGGAAUACCUAGCACCGUUCAACUUUCAGUGGAUCUGGAUGUUGUGUUUGCUAGUCCAGAAGAACCUGUUGAUGUAUGCGGUAAAGCACAAGUUAUGAAAGAAGUCAGGGCAUUUAAACUUGAUGAAGAUGGGCAUGCAAGCAAGGCAAUGUUAGAGCGAGGAUCUGAAGUCUAUCGCAAUCCUCCAAAAAUAAACUUUGUUCCAAACGAGGGCACUACAUACCAGAUAAUAAUCUUUGACGUCGGCCUUUUAAUGGUCAGAGGAUAUUGGUGUGACGUUAAGAUUGUCAACGGCAUUAUUCAGGGCCAGGCUAAAAUGAAUUAUCGACCACCUGCCAAUCCUAUUCCUGUGGUCAAUCCAAUUUUGAUCAUUUUACUAAGAGAUAAAGAGUGCUUCCGUAUUGGUGUGUGUAAGAAUCGAGGGUCAUCACGUGAUGAGGCAAACGACUGCAGACAAACGUUAGUCACACGUUUUGGUGACGGAAAAGAUAUAGAAGGACUGCAAGUGUUUUAUACCAAUGGCGCAUCCCUGUUUGAGAAGUACAUGGCGUGUACUGAAGGCUACAUCUGUGACAGUCUUUGUAUUGACAAGUUCAAAGAAUAUGCUGUAAAUAAAAAGCCAAGCAUCACGUUUGCUGAUUUGGAUUUGAGUCAUCUGGACAUGUACGUCAACGUGUUCAUCGACAGCGAAUUUAUUAGCGAAAUUUCCUACAGUUGUUCUCGAUGUGCAUUUUCAUCCGAAAGACGCUAUUCAAAAACAUCUGGAUUUCGUGCCAGGCCUGGGGAUGAUUUAAAAAUUAGCAGCCCAGAAAAACUGUGUGGGGACCUAUGUCACAACCACAGAAAAAUUGAAAUAUCCAGCACCAAGGAGAACAUAAUGGGGGACAGCAGCUAUUAUUCCUUUUAUUCUAUCGUAACUAGUAAAGAGAGCCAGGUGCAAAUUGUAUGGAGGAAACCAAAUAUGAGACUUCCAGUGUCGUACACCAAGUAUAGGAUUGGUGAAUUUGAGAACUAUAAAGCAAAUGGAAAUAGUACCCGGCACAUGUUCCUGCUUCUGUUUUCACACACAAAUCAAUUGAAUGGGGAUCUAUCAGUGAGUACUUCUGGCCUUGUGGAUAUCCCUGAAGUUUUCAAACUACGAGCGAUCAGUUGGCUGCUUUUUGAGCACCAAUACUUUACACCAUUUGAAUCUGAUUGUACCGACCCAAGUCGAUCGUGUCCACCCAAUGAGCCGUUUCAACGGAAUGAUCGCACCUACAACUUUACGUUUAGCGAAAGCGCAGUGGAGGCGAUUGGUGAUACUAAACCGCCAACAUAUUGUUUUCAAAAUGACUUACCAAUUCCACCGCCACCACCACCACCUCCACCACCAACACACGCACCACAGCAACCCCACGCACCACAGCCACCGACUAAUAAGUCCGUCAUGAAUUCAUGCAGCUUUCGUUGCGUGAUUUGGUUGUUGGUGUACCUGAUGUGUUGACGCUGUAUGCUCUUAUAACUGGUGGUUCUCUUUUUGAAUACACACGCACACGUUAACAUCUUUAAAUAAAGAAAUACAAUAAGAAAUACAAUAUACAUACAUUAACAUAAUUUUUUUUCAAUUAAUUUAAAGUUGUUAAUCCAAAAAUAUUUUUUCUAUUACUAAUUGAAAGUAUGUUACACAAAUACAGAAAUGUGACAAUUCUUGAACGUCAAAACUAAUACACACAAGACCACCCAAACAAAACAUGAUGGUCACAGGAAAUAACGCCCUAAUGAACUGUUGGAGGAUAUUGACCAAAUGUUCUUUUACGGUGGUCACCUAUUUAAAUUAAACAGACUAUUUAAAAUUAUUGUUUUUUUAAUAGAUAUUUCAGUGCAACAUGUCAAUUGAAGCUGUUAAGAAGAUUAAAAACUGUGCGAGUUGUGUUUUAUUGUUUAAUAGCACAGGUUCCCUAACUUUUUCACGUGUCGACUCCUUUUUAUGUUUCAACUUAAA